Gordionus sp. m RMFG-2023 is the source of this 2724-nucleotide messenger RNA. RefSeq names its product polyamine-transporting ATPase 13A3-like. The transcript has 24 exons. Gene Ontology annotation, biological process: polyamine transmembrane transport; intracellular calcium ion homeostasis. Gene Ontology annotation, cellular component: membrane. Lineage: Eukaryota; Metazoa; Nematomorpha; Gordioida; Chordodea; Parachordodidae. Gene Ontology annotation, molecular function: ATP binding; ATP hydrolysis activity; ATPase-coupled monoatomic cation transmembrane transporter activity. Bases 1 to 2724 code for a protein of 907 amino acids. The record is from RefSeq and is a predicted model, not a curated record.
AUGAAUGUUAUCGCGCAAUUAGACACAUGCGAUAAAGUUUUGAUUCAGGACAAGUAUGGACAAAAUUUUAUCGAGAAUAUCAAAAACCAGAUCAAACAUCAUCACAAUUGUUCGAUCGAAAACACAAUUAAUUUAGAAGAAUUAACUAGAAUGGAGGAGAUUGAUACAUCGGAUGAAAAUAGCAGCAUUCUAAAAAUUAUACACACAGCGCCGCCGGCAAAUAAAAGGGCGAGCCGGCUCUCGCCAAUAAUCUCUGGUGGCUGUUCCGGCGUGAAUAAAAUUGCCGGCGGCGCACAGGUACAAAAACAAAUUAAAGAUAAUAUAAAGCCGCCAAUCAUCGUCAAUGUUCGAAGAAAAGUUAAAGGGGAUCCUUUACCAAGAAAUAUUUUUAUAUCUUCAGACCGUUUAGUUCCUGGGGAUUUGCUGAAUAUUCCGAAAGGAGGUUACGAAUUUAUGCCUUGUGAUGCGUUGCUUUUAUCCGGUCAAUGCGUUGUAAGUGAAGCGAUGCUAACGGGUGAAAGUAUGCCAAAUUAUAAAAUACCCGUUAAAUUGUUAAAUGCGAAUGAGAUGUUUAACCCAAGAAAAGAUACUAAGCAUCUUUUAUUAGGUGGCUGCAAAAUACUCCAAACAGAAUUAGAAUCUGACAGGCACUACAUUGAAUGCGUGGUCAUGAGAACAGGUUUUAACACCCUCAACGGUGACAGGAUCAGAUAUAUCAUAUACCCCAAGCCGACUGUUUUUAAAUUUACUAGAGACAUUAAAAUAUAUAUUAUUUGCUUGGCUACACUAGCGGGUAUUGGUGCCAUUUUUAAAACUACAGUAAACUUAAUAAAGUCUAUUGAUAAGAUGUCCGUAUUUAUAAUAAUAUGGGAAAGCUUGGAUUUAGUGACGACAGCAGUGUCACCCGCCCUUCCAGCCUGUUUAGCCAUAGGCAUCGUGAUAGCGUACAAUAGACUGAAAAAGGAGAGUAUUUUGGUUUUAAAUACCAACGCGAUUGCUGUAUCAGGAGCCAUCAAUGCAAUAAUUUUUGACAAAACCGGUACUUUAACAGAAAAUGAAAUAGAGAUAUUAGGGAUUGUCGAUAUAAACAAUUCGACUAUGAAAUUUAAUGAUAGGGUAACAUUCCCGGAUAAAUUGGAAUUCGGUUCAUUUUUAAAGGCUUUAGUUACUUGUCACACUUUGAGUGUAAUAGAUAAUAAUUUAAUCGGCGAUCCUUUGGAUAUGAAAAUGUUUGAAAGCACGAAAUGGAGAAUAAAAGAUUGCAAACUUUUAAAAUCAGAUAUUAGAAUCAUAUUGAAACCGGCUAAAGAAGAUUGCAGUAAACCGAGUAUUGGAAUUGUUCAACGUUUUCCAUUUGAGUCUGAAUUACAAAGAAUGAGUAUCAUUUGCAAUGUUUAUGGCACAGAUUAUUUUGAAGUUUAUUGUAAAGGAUCUCCUGAAAAAUUACACGAUAUGUGCGUUCCAUAUUCGAUUCCAGAAAACUAUCAUAAAGAGUACGAAUUACAUGCGACUCAGGGAUUUAGGAUACUAGCUUUUGCAUUUAAAUAUUUAGAUGACUAUAGAUUGGCUGACUUGCAAAGUGUAAAAAAGUUAACCAGGGAAUUAAUUGAGUGCAAUCUCUGGUUUCUUGGGUUUUUAAUUAUGGAAAACCCUUUAAAAAGAGAAACAAUUCCAAUUAUACAAGAUUUAUCUAAAAUCAAAAUGAGAAUGGCAAUCGCUACAGGGGAUGGAAUGCAUACGACUAUAUCAAUAGCUAAACAGUGCGGUUUAAUUAAAAGAAAUGAAAAAAUUAUCAUUAUUGAGGCAGAGGGUGGACCGGGAAAAUCUCAAGAAAUAAAAUAUACUCGAGAUAUUAGUCAGGAAAGCGAAAUAGUCGAAAGGAUAGAAUAUUCGAGAGGAGGUACGGUUGAUUAUUUUGAUAGCGAAUAUCCUGAAGAAUACGCCUAUACAUUAGCAAUUUCGGGUGAAUCAUUUGAAAUGGUGAGGAAAUAUUUUCCUGAUGUUAUACCUAAAUUGAUGGUGAAAGGUGGUAUAUUUUCCAGGAUGCUUCCUGAGCAAAAGGCUCAAUUAAUAGAGGGCAUGAAAGAAAUGCAAUACUAUGUGGCUAUGUGCGGGGACGGAUCAAAUGAUUGUAGAGCACUCAAAGAAGCACAUGCGGGUAUAUCAUUAUCAGCGGAAGAAACCUCUAUAUCAGCUAAUUUUAUUUCUAAUAAACAGAAUAUUAAAGCAGUUAAAGUUAUAUUAAGAGAAGGCCGUGCGGCUUUGUCAACUUCAUUCGGCGUAUUUCAAUAUGUGGCAGUUUACAGCUUUGUACAACUCGUAUCUGUUGUACUAUUAAGCUGGAUUAGAUCAGACUUUAGUGAUACACAAUAUUUAUUUAUGGAUUUGCUUCAGCUAAUCAUAUUAAUAGAUCUUUCGUCAAUAAGUCCUACUCAAAUAGAAUUAUCUCCUUUAUAUCCAGAAGUAAGCUUAUUUGGUUUUAUACCCUUUCUCUCAUUAUUAAUAUAUGUCUUACUAAAUUCGUCAAUUCAAGUUGCAGUAGUAGAGAUAACAACUUUACAAGAAUGGUGGUUCAGUCACGAAUCAACAUAUAGGAAAGAUUUUACCUCUUACGAACAAACUGCCGUAUUCACUAUGAUAACUUAUCAAUUCCUCUUUUUGAUUAUAACGUAUUUCGAAGGCAAACCUCAUCGUCAACCCAUAUAUAAAAAUUUUUCACCGUAA